Messenger RNA from Rhinichthys klamathensis goyatoka, 485 nucleotides. RefSeq names its product leukocyte cell-derived chemotaxin-2-like. The transcript has 2 exons. The record is from RefSeq and is a predicted model, not a curated record. Bases 48 to 344 code for a protein of 98 amino acids. Lineage: Eukaryota; Metazoa; Chordata; Actinopteri; Cypriniformes; Leuciscidae.
ACUAUUCUUAUUAUGUGUGUUUGUGCUGCAGUGGGAAUCGGAAACAUAUGGGUCUUGACAUUGUGUGUGCUGAUGGUGCCACAGUUUAUGCUCCAUUUGAUGUGAAGCUGAACGGCAAAGCUGCACCAUACAUAAAGAACAAUGCUAUCAAUGAUGGCAUUAACUUAAGUGGAGAAGGUCUCUGCUUCAAGCUGUUCUACGUUAAGCCGGACCGUUACACCGGGACCCUGAAGAAAGGGCAGAAGAUCGGAAGUCUGCUCCCAAUGCAGAGCGUUUAUCCUGGCAUCACUUCCCAUGUUCACGUUCAAAUGUGUGACAAAUCAGAUCCCACCAAGUACUUCUGAUGCCGAUGGAGUUGAUGAUCACAUGCAACGGCAACCAUCAAACCACUUUAAAAUAUUGUGCCAUUUAUAUCAGCUUCUUACCUUAUUUCUUUAUACUGGUGCCCAGCACUCUGCAAUCUAACAAUAAAGUUUUGAAGACUA